AUGAAGCAGGAGCUGACCUUCCGAUUCCCCGCCUGCAUCACCGCCAAGCGUGUAUCCAGCUCUGCGGCCAAGAUCGAGCGGGAGGUGAAGAUUCUGACCAAGUGCCAUGGUCAUCCCAACAUCCACUCCUUUGUGGGUGUCUUCUGCGUUGACAGCAAGCGCACCAAGAAGGGCAAGGCACGGUCCACCUGGGCCCUUGCAAUGGAAUACCACUGCGGCGGGGACCUGUGGCAGCAGAUCCAGUGGCGGGGGUCGAUGGACGAGCAUUCGGUCAUAAAAGCCAUGAUUGGAGUGACCUCAGCGCUCACCUUCCUUCAUGGUCUGCGGAUCGUGCACCGAGACGUGCGGGCACCACUUGUGCUUCUCAGCUACGACGGCACGGGCGUCCUCUCUGACUUUAGUCUUGCCGUGGACCUGAACGCGCCGGGGAAGCCUGUGCCCCACGAGUCGCCCUACGCCGCGCCGGAGCUGACCCGGCCAGACUUCGAUGAGCGGGUGGAUGUCUUCAGCAUUGGGGUAUUGAUGUUCCUGGCCCUCACUGGUAUCUAUCCAUACUGUGGCAACCCCAGUGCGGUGCGUGCGGUGAACUUUAACCUUCCAUCGCUGGACGGCGUGUGUGGCUCCUUGCGGCUGUUACUCCGUACGGCCCUGGCAAGGGAAGCGAAGCACCGGCCCAGCGCACGGAACUUGUUUGCCACCUUGUGGAACACAGCGACCAACGAGGUGAAGGCUUUAACAAAUCAGUCAGCUCUGUCCCUCGGUGCAGCCGACUGA
Molecule: messenger RNA, 774 nt
Organism: Effrenium voratum
Lineage: Eukaryota; Dinophyceae; Suessiales; Symbiodiniaceae
Source: the annotation of a GenBank genome assembly